This is a messenger RNA of Peromyscus leucopus (white-footed mouse), 2290 nucleotides long. RefSeq names its product platelet derived growth factor subunit B (gene Pdgfb). Gene Ontology annotation, cellular component: membrane. The record is from RefSeq and is a predicted model, not a curated record. Gene Ontology annotation, biological process: positive regulation of ERK1 and ERK2 cascade; platelet-derived growth factor receptor signaling pathway; positive regulation of phosphatidylinositol 3-kinase/protein kinase B signal transduction. The coding region runs from base 202 to 834 and encodes 210 amino acids. The transcript is spliced from 7 exons. NCBI's taxonomy places the organism in Eukaryota, Metazoa, Chordata, Mammalia, Rodentia, Cricetidae. Gene Ontology annotation, molecular function: platelet-derived growth factor receptor binding; growth factor activity.
CCGCCCCCUCCUCCCCCUGCAGUGAACUUUGGAGCCCUGCAGCGCGUGAGCUAGGCGCCGGGCACUGGGUGGCCCCAAGGGCUGGGAGGCCAGGUCCGGGGUUCUGGGCUCCAUGAGGAGACAGCCGUGGGUUUCUCUUUCCAGUGGACCAACAUUUUAGCGUCCUAGAAGGGGGACCCCAUUCCCGAGGAACUCUAUGAGAUGCUGAGUGACCGCUCCAUCCGCUCCUUCGACGACCUUCAGCGUCUGCUGCAUGGAGACUCCGUAGAUGAAAAUGGGGCUGAGCUGGACCUGAACAUGACCCAAGCACACUCUGGAGGCGAGCCGGAAAGCUCAGCUAGAGGAAGGAGGAGCCUAGGUCCCCUGGCAGCCGCAGAGCCCGCGGUAAUCGCCGAGUGCAAGACGCGCACAGAGGUGUUCCAGAUCUCGCGGAACCUCAUCGAUCGCACCAACGCCAACUUCCUGGUGUGGCCGCCCUGCGUGGAGGUGCAGCGCUGCUCGGGCUGCUGCAACAACCGCAACGUGCAGUGCCGGGCCUCGCAGGUGCAGAUGCGGCCGGUGCAGGUGAGAAAGAUUGAGAUUGUGCGGAAGAAACCGAUCUUCAAGAAGGCCACAGUGACCCUGGAGGACCACCUGGCCUGCAAGUGUGAGACAGUAGUGACCCCUCGGCCUGUGACUCGAAGUCCUGGGACAUCCCGGGAGCAGCGAGCCAAGACGCCUCAAACUCGGGUGACCGUCCGGACGGUGCGCGUCCGCCGGCCCCUCAAAGGGAAGCAUCGAAAAUUUAAACACACACAUGACAAGGAGGCAUUGAAGGAGACCCUCGGGGCCUAGGGGCAUCGGCAAGCGUGUGGGCAGGGUUAUUUAAUAUGGUAUUUGCUGUAUCGCCCCCAUGGGGUCCUUGGAGUGAUAAUGUUGUUCCCCCCCGUCCGUCUGUCUCGAUGCCUGAUUCGGACGGCCAAUGGUGCUUCCUCACCCCGCGGCGGCGGCAUGCCCGGCCACCUCCACCAGCAGCAGCCCUUCAGCCUGCCCUGUGGCUCCAGAAGCGAACAAGGGACUCCAUUCCAUGCUGCUUCUUCCCGUGGCCCCAAGAACCUGGGUCAAGUGUGCAGGAGCCUCAGGGGGGGGCUUGGCCUGAGGACCUCUGCAUGUCCUGCCUGGUUCCUGGACCCCUGGCCAGCCAGCAGGGAACACUUUCAGGCAGGCUAGGGUCCCUUGUAGUCCCGUGGCCAAGACCACAUGGGGGAACACAGACGAGAGGAGCCCUCAUGGCACCCAGAUCUGCCACUCAUCUCUCCCUGUCCCCUCAGCCCGAAGUGGCAUUUCAUUUCCUAAGUAUGAAAUCGUGGAAGAUAUGAACUCCUCUGGGCAGGUGGCCUCACACACGCCUUCUCUGAUGGAUUGGAGGUGCAGUGUGCUUGUGACCUGGGCCACGCCCCCUGCCUCUCUCCACCUCCCCUACGUUCACUUCUGUUCAUUUCUCUACCUCCACUCCAUGUCUUCUUCCUCACGUACCCUUCAGUCUGCUCCACCGUGGGGUGCUUGGAUCCUGACGGAGGCUCUGAAGAACCCUGUCGUUCUUCCUUAGGACAGGAGCCCUGCCUGUCACAUCCCGCACUAGCCAAGACUGCCGAGGAAGGCUGUGUGGGAUGCGUGUGUCGCCCAUGGGCACUGCAUGUGGAGGAUCCUGUUCACACCCUACAUACGGCCCAUUUGUCUAUUUAUUGGGACUCUCUGGCAGAUGUAGGUCAAGCCUCCGAGGAAAGGAAGCCUUGUGUUCCUUCGUACCCAGGCCCUGUGUGGACUGGCUGUGUGUGCCCUGACCAAGCCUGAAGCUCGGAAGGAGCUCGUGGUGCUGGGGAAAUAGCGCACUCCAUGGCCUGUUGCCUCCACUUCCCCAGCCUCCGCUUCAGCUGUCCCGGAUGGGACGCCAGGUCAUCCCCAAGGGAGGGCCAGGCAGCCCCUGUUGCCCUCUCCUCUGCCUACACAUUACCCCUCAGAUCUCUGGUGGUUUUACCUGGUGGCUUCUUCCAGGAAGCUAGCGGGUAGACUGGAAGUGGGAGAGAGGGAGAACCCUAGAGCCCUCAGGAGGACUGGGGUUGACGCACCCACCUUUCCCCCCUCCCCCUCCCCCGCACUCUUCCCUCCCCCUCCCAGGUCCACUUCCUUCAGUUUGUAAAGUUGGUGAUUAUAUUUUUGGGGGCUUUCUUUUUAUUUUUUAAAUGUAAAGUUUAUUUAUAUUCCGUAUUUAAAGUUGUAAAAAAGAAAAAAAAAAAAAGGAAAAGAAAAA